Molecule: messenger RNA, 2412 nt
Organism: Thalassophryne amazonica
Lineage: Eukaryota; Metazoa; Chordata; Actinopteri; Batrachoidiformes; Batrachoididae
Gene: scin
Product: scinderin
Exons: 16
Coding region: 59-2230 (723 amino acids)
Biological process (GO): barbed-end actin filament capping; actin filament severing; actin polymerization or depolymerization
Cellular component (GO): cytoplasm; actin cytoskeleton
Molecular function (GO): actin filament binding; phosphatidylinositol-4,5-bisphosphate binding
Source: RefSeq, a predicted model, not a curated record
GCAGCUCAGAAGUCAUUUGUCACUCAUCACACCCACACUUACCCCACUUGCACACCACAUGGUGCUCUACCACAAAGAGUUUGACAAGGCCGGCAAGUCAGCCGGCCUGCAGGUCUGGAGGAUUGAGCAGCUGGAGCUGGUCCCCAUACCUGAGAAGCUGCAUGGGAACUUCUACACGGGUGAUGCCUAUGUGAUCCUCCACAGCGCUCAGCGGGGGCAGAGCUUAUGGUACAGCCUGCACUAUUGGCUCGGGAAAGAGUGCAGCCAGGAUGAGAGUACGGCAGCAGCCAUCUUUACGGUGCAGCUGGAUGAUUAUCUUGGCGGGAAACCUGUCCAGUAUCGGGAAGUACAGGGGGCGGAGUCAACAGCCUUCAGCAGCUACUUCAAAGGAGGGUUGACUUACAAAACAGGAGGUGUGGCAUCAGGUUUUCAACAUGUGGUCACCAAUGACCUCACAGCACAAAGACUCCUUCACAUUAAAGGGCGCCGAGUGGUGAGGGCCACCCAGGUUCCCCUCAGCUGGUCCAGCUUCAACAGUGGAGACUGCUUCAUCGUGGACCUUGGAGAGGAGAUCUACCAGUGGUGCGGAUCCAAGUCCAACAAGUUUGAGCGCCUGAAGGCAGCACAUGUGGCCGCAGGUAUCCGUGACAAUGAGAGGAACGGCCGAGCCAAACUGGUGGUGGUCGAGGAUGGAAGUGAACCAUCUCCAUUAACUGCUGUCCUUGGUAUAAAACCGGAGCUUUCAGAGGGAGAUAGUGAUAAUGACAAAGAAGCAGAUGCAUCCAACAGGAAAAUGGCAAAACUCUACAUGGUGUCUGAUGCAUCAGGAGCCAUGAAGGUGUCACUUGUGAAGGAGGAGAAUCCGUUUCUACAAAGUGACCUGCUGUCAGAAGAAUGCUUCAUCCUGGACCAUGGAAGAAACAAGAUGAUAUUUGUGUGGAAAGGCCGCAAUGCCAACCCUGGUGAGAGAAAAGCAGCAAUGAACACAGCCGAAGACUUCAUCAGACAGAUGGGUUACCCAGCAACCACACAGAUCCAGGUGCUCCCAGAAGGAGGAGAGACUCCUCUUUUCAAGCAGUUCUUCCCGGGCUGGAAGGACGCAGAGCAGAGCGAAGGCUUUGGGAAGGUCUUCGUCACUGAACAGAUUGCCAAAAUUCAGCAAGAGGAGUUUGAUGCAUCCAAACUCCAUGAGUCCCCCCACAUGGCAGCCCAGUACAACAUGGUGGAUGAUGGAAGUGGCAACACUCAGAUUUGGAGAGUGGAGAGCAGUGGCAGAGUUCCUGUGGACUCGCAGAGCUAUGGUCAGUUUUAUGGUGGUGACUGUUACAUCAUUCUCUACACAUAUGGGAAGCAACAGAUCAUCUACACCUGGCAAGGAGCCAGCUGCUCGUUGGAUGAGCUGACUGCAUCAGCCUUCCUGACGGUCCAGUUGGAUUGCUCACUGGGUGGAAAUGCUGUUCAGGUCAGAGUAUGCCAGGGUAAAGAACCCCCACACCUUCUGAGUCUCUUCAAAUCCAAACCCCUCAUUGUAUAUAAGAGUGGUUCAUCCCGCCGUGGACACCAGACCUGCCCAUCAUUAACACGACUCUUUCAAGUACGAAGGAACCUGGGCAUCAUUACAAGAAUUUCUGAGGUGGAUGCCAAAGCUGCCAGUCUCAACUCUAAUGACGCCUUCUUGCUGAAAACGGCUGAUGGACAGGGCUACAUCUGGAUGGGCAAGGGUGCAAGUGAUGAAGAAAAAGAAGGAGCCGAGUACUUGAGCAACAUACUGAAAUGCAGCAGUAGGCACAUCACCGAGGGAAAUGAACCAGGUGACUUCUGGAAAAUCCUGGGGGGGAAGGCAGAGUACCAGACAUCAGAGAGACUGGAGAGGCAGAUGAUGAACUACCCACCUCGAAUGUUUGGAUGCUCCAACAAGACUGGCAGAUUUGUUAUUGAGGAGGUUCCAGGAGAGUUCACACAGGAUGACCUGGCUGAAGAUGAUGUCAUGCUGCUCGAUGUUUGGGACCAGGUUUUUGUCUGGAUUGGCCAGGAUGCCAACGAACUGGAGAGGACAGAAUCUGUCAAAUCUGCAAAACAAUACAUUGAGACGGACCCGAGUGGGCGGGACAAGCGCACACCUGUGGUCAUUGUGAAACAAGGCCACGAACCCCCCUCCUUCACAGGAUGGUUCUUCGCUUGGGACCCCUGUCUCUGGGAAUCGAGAGGCAUGAGACUGGCGACUGUAUAGGCUACAUGACACAUACAAGAGGUCCAUGUUCAUUUGGUCUGAUUUUGAUUUGCAUGCCUUCCUUUUGCUUCUGUAUCUAUGAAGAACAGAAACCAGUUCUCAACAAAUAACUUCAAAGUUAUAAUAGACCAUGUGUUUUCUUUCACUGUGUCAAAAAUUAAACUUAUUCCAAAAACUAUGAA